Molecule: messenger RNA, 453 nt
Organism: Racocetra persica
Lineage: Eukaryota; Fungi; Glomeromycota; Glomeromycetes; Diversisporales; Gigasporaceae
Source: the annotation of a GenBank genome assembly
AUGAUCACUCCUACGCUGCAACCUCAAAUCUUGUUAGCCCUUCAAUACCUUUUUCAGAUAUGGAAACAAGAUAAUGCUGCCCAAAAUAAUACAUUGUGGAUUAUAUCACUAUGUAUAUGGUUAUGUGAUAAUAAUGAUACCACUCAAACUAUUGACCUCACUAAUUUAAUUACUUCUUUUCUUGAGCCAGACUCAAAUACUUUUCUGAAUACUCUAGAAGACACAGAACAAUUAGAAAUUAAUUUACCAGAAAAAUUAAGCAGGAUUAUACAAGAUAUUAUCCAACCUUGUGGACCUUUAACUCAGACAUCUACUCCUCCACAAGACCAAACCAAGCUGCUCAAAGCUUAUUAUCAUCUUGGUGAUCUUAUAGAAAAGUACCCUGAUACUCACAAAGAUAUUCGAUCUACCAUUAGAAAGACUCAAGGAGAAAGAAGAGCCCGAGACACAUAG